Messenger RNA from Hermetia illucens (black soldier fly), 2789 nucleotides. RefSeq names its product slowpoke-binding protein (gene Slob). Bases 125 to 1888 code for a protein of 587 amino acids. NCBI's taxonomy places the organism in Eukaryota, Metazoa, Arthropoda, Insecta, Diptera, Stratiomyidae. The record is from RefSeq and is a predicted model, not a curated record. The transcript is spliced from 11 exons.
GUUAAAGAGCAAUGCAAUUUGAUUUUAAGGGAUCGACAUCGCACGUCUGGAUAACUGUACUCUGGUGUGCGUUCGGUGCAUUUAUUUUAGGUGCCAUAGCUGUCAUAUCGUAUUGGAUACGAAAAUGCAGGAUACAACGGGGCAACCACCACACAACAACAACAAUAAUAAUUCACAGCACCAAAAACAAAAAGACCAAAGUCAUCUUCAACAACAACAAUCACCUCCUCCUCCAACAUCCCAACAACAACAACAACAGCAACGUUCCGUGUCGAUUUUCGUCUAUAAAACGCUUAACACGGUUUUCAAGAGUAGUCGAAAGAUCAUUUUCCGCGUUUGUGAAGUUGCAAGUGCCAAAAAGUCCCUUAAAAUGUUUAAUUUAUAUUCUUCGAUGAAAAAUCGCGGUGAAGGUAACGGGCCUACCACAGGACACGAUCGAUUUUGUCAAACCCGUCUAACGAACAGAACAAAGAGACGUAAAAAUUCAAAAAACGUUCGUCGAACCAAUUCAGCCAACGAAAUCGAUCACACCGUCCUGACAGCGGCUGCCCGGCGUCAACUGUUUAGUAGUCAUCGAUCGGCCAGUUCAGAUCUAGAAAACUCAGAUCAUUCGGAACAUUCGGAAAAAUCGCCACUAGUCAGUGUCAGGCUAGAUAGUUUGGCUAAGAUAUUUUUCAACAAAUCAACAACGCCAUCAACAAACGGCACUACUAAUCGGGACUCGAUUGACUCAACAACGACAAGACCAAAUGUAAAAUACCAAUAUACAGCUUUAGAUAGCGGUAAUGGAAUACAGGAACGUAGCCCGCGAGAGAGAGCUGCCCGUGACCGUGCAUUGAGUGCCUGCCAAGAAUGGAUACAAAAUACAAAUGGUCGUUACGAUAUUAUUGCCCAUCUUGAUGAAAUCGGAUCACGACACAAUAAAAAUUGGUUUUUAAUAAAUGACACUACGGUACGAACUGAUCGUUUAAUGACAUUACUUCCGUUACCUCCAGACUGUAUUGCCUUAGAAGAACUGCCGCCAAGCGAAACACCUAAAGGAUUAUUUAUGGAACUUUUAGGAUCCUUACAUCAUCCAUACAUCUAUCCAGUUUUAGAUUUAGGAUUUUUACAUGCCGAUUCAAUUAAUUAUGCUUGUCUUGUAAUGCCCUUUAAUCCACGCGGAAGCCUUAAAGAUUUAAUUUAUAAAGCUCAAUGGAAUGAACCAUGGAAUCGUAAAUAUACGCGGAAACCAACAUGCCUCCCAAUUUCACAAGUACAACGAUUAGGUAGACAAAUUCUGGAAGCUUUACUAUUUUUACGUGAACGAGGAUUCGCAUUGCAUGGUCAUCUCCACAGCGGCAAUGUUAUCUUACAAAAUGGGGUGGCAAGGCUUUCCGGCUUGGAAAAUGGUUUAUUAGGUUUAAGUUCGCGAGUUAAUGCCGUUAUGUGGUCGCGCUCAAUUAGUGAUAUAGAUAAUAUCGAUAUAAUUUGCUUCGGACAUUUAUUGUAUGAAAUGUGCGUUGGAAGCGAACUGAAUACACCACAACCGUCCACAGCAUUUCUCGAAAUGGAGCUAGAUCGAUAUCCGCAGAUUUUAGAAGUCUUACAACUAAUAUUCGAACCACAAAACGGAAGCAAUGUUACCGUUGAAGAUCUAGUCCUUUGUGAUUUAUUUCGUAACAUCGAUUUGCGAGAACUCCGUGGUCCUUGCGUUAGUACAAUCAAACCCAGCUUAAGUAAAUCGACCUUAAAUCUUCUCCAAGCCGUCAAGAAGCGUCAAAGUGCAUCGUUGGGCGAAUCCUUCAGUGAAGCCAGUUCACCAUGUACGCCACCAUCCACCCCACGUGACCGGCGAACAGGGUUAGUUCGUACUAGUAAAAAACUGUCAUUUUUUUCAAAAUUUUAAAUGCAAGAACCUAACUAGGAGUAAACCCUAAAAUUAACAAAAAAAGGAUUUCAUUUUGAAAAGGAAAUGGUGUUGUGGUGUUCAUGUUGUGUCCGAACAAAAUGAAAAAAAAAAUUGAGUUUGAACGUUUUUUCCCUGUGUUUUCUAGUGUUCGUUAUCCUGUCCCUUACUUUGCGUUCUAAUCCUUGUCCUGUCAAAAGAAUAAAAUUUAAUUUUUUUAAUAAAGUUUUGAUAUUGCAUAAUUCCUCCCAGAAUUAUUUUAAUUAUCGUAAAUGAUAAUUUAUUUUUUGUAUAUUGUUUUUUGCAUGCAAGCAUUUUUUGUAAGAAUAUGUAUGUAUGUAUAUUCUAUCGGAGUAUUUCAAAGGAAACUAAUUAUAAAAUUGUUGAUGACAGUUUUCUCGCUGCAUCCUCUGAAAAGUUUGAUUAUCGUUUAGUCUAAGAAUUUGUUAGAACUAAGUAUUGCCUAUAAUGAACGUUAAAAACUUGUAUGGACGUUAUUUUUUCAUUGGAGGUAAGAUUUCUUUCGAUAUUUCAAUUAAACAUUUCUUUUGUUGCUUGUGCUUUUUAAAUAUUGUGUUUUGAAUCGAUGUUUGUUGUAGAUUGAGAAUGUUUGAAACAUGUAUGUCGCUUUUACUAAAUGCAUGUUUAGGUGAGAGUAAUAUGCAUAAAAAAGCUUAGAUUGCUUCCAAUUUUAAGGACAAAAUUAUUGAACUGCAAGAAAAUCGCUCUAAUUCUUUUAACACUUCAAACAAUCAUGUAAAAUCAAUUAAUUUCCAAAGCACUAGAAGAUAGAUUAAAUAAAUAUGAUUUGACUACAAUAUGAACAAAAAACAUCCCCUUUACAAUUUUCUAUUUAUUUCAAAGAGAUUUUAUUUAAAAAAAUAAAAUAAAAAUAAUCCAA